AUGGGAUCGCGUGGUACUGAGAGACCGCAUCUUGUCUCGUAUACAAACUCCCAACAUCCAAUUUAUUUACCAGGUUAUGAACUAGGUCAUGCUCCAGUCUACUCGAAUGUCACCAACUCAAACGGCCAGCAUGUCGUAGUUGGACUGCCUCCUCCUCACAAUCCAGGGCACCAUUUCAGUGCAAAUCUUGACCAUUCAUCUUCAAAUUACGACAGGCCAUUUAGAUGUGAUCAGUGCCCGCGAUCCUUUGACCGUAAUGUCGAUUUUAAGCGACAUAAGAGGAUACAUCUGGCAGUGAAGCCAUAUCCAUGUACCCACUGUGAUAAAAGCUUUUCUCGCCAAGACGCUUUGAAACGCCAUAUACUUGUGAAGGGUUGUGGCAAGGUUCCUGCCAAUCCAGACGACGUAAAGCGCGAACAUGAUUCUUUAAAAGCA
Messenger RNA from Paraphaeosphaeria sporulosa, 435 nucleotides. RefSeq lists its product as uncharacterized. Gene Ontology annotation, cellular component: nucleus. Gene Ontology annotation, molecular function: RNA polymerase II cis-regulatory region sequence-specific DNA binding; DNA-binding transcription factor activity, RNA polymerase II-specific. Gene Ontology annotation, biological process: regulation of transcription by RNA polymerase II. Lineage: Eukaryota; Fungi; Ascomycota; Dothideomycetes; Pleosporales; Didymosphaeriaceae. The annotation marks the transcript as partial. The record is from RefSeq and is a predicted model, not a curated record. The transcript has 2 exons.